CACUAGAGCAGACCCACCCCCAAAGCGGCAGAGCGUCAACACAUACUAAGAAAGAAUGUAUGCGCGUGAAGCUGAUGGUCAAUGCAAGAGUGUGUUCUAACCCAUGCUAGGCUCUGAAUUGGCUAGGUAGAAACGAAGAGAAGAAUUGAAGCUAGCUUGGGUAGCGGUUGCACGAGCGCCAUAUACUGUUGAGCUUGAGCCAUCAGCAUGGCGACCUCGCCGCUGCCACGGUGGGCGCCGACGCCCAGCCCGUCGCGGCCUCUGUGGGGUCCUUCGUCCGCCGCCGCCGCCAGCGGCAGCAGCAGCCGCUUGCUGUCCCCGUUCCGUGCCAUGCUCGAAGCCUUAUUACGUCGGCGUUCCGCUCCUACGGGGGAGGCGCCGCCGCCGGCGCCACCGGCCGUGGACGCUGAAGCGGCCGGGGCUGGUGUCGGCGGUGGAAUUCAUGCUGGGUUUGAUGGCAUUAUUACUGAUCGUCAUCCCGAGGACGACGGCUGGCGGGAGGACAUCCGCCGUCGCGACGGCGGCGGCGUGUUCAUAACGUGGGAGGACGUGUGGGUGACGGCGGUCGACGGCAGGGGGAGGACCGCCGCCAUCCUGCAGGGCGUCAGCGGCAGCGCGCGCCCCGGCGAGGUGCUGGCCAUCAUGGGCCCCUCUGGCUGCGGCAAGACUACACUGCUCGACACCUUGGCCGGGAGACUACACACGAACCUGAGGAGUAAAGGUGAUAUUCUCAUCAAUGGCCGGCGACAGAAGCUCGCCUUCGGAACCUCAGCUUAUGUGACGCAAGAGAACGUGCUGAUGGCCACCCUCACGGUGCGCGAGGCUAUCUACUACUCGGCGCAGAUCCAGCUGCCGGACACCAUGCCGGUCGCCGAGAAGCUCGCCCGCGCCGGCGACACGAUCCAGGAGAUGGGGCUCACCGGCGCACUGGACACGCGCAUCGGCGGGCGCGAGGCCAAGGGCAUCAGUGGCGGGCAGAGGAAGCGCCUCAGCAUCUGCCUCGAGAUCCUCACGCGGCCGCGGCUGCUCUUCCUGGACGAGCCCACCAGCGGGGUCGACAGCGCCGCCUCGUACCAUGUGAUGAGCCGCAUCGCCGGCCUCGCCGCCACGGAGGGGAUGACCAUCGUCGCCGUCGUGCACCAGCCCUGCAGCGAGGUGUUCGAGCUCUUCCAUGGCCUCUGCUUGCUCGCCGCCGGCCAGACUAUCUACUUUGGCCCGGCCGCCAACGCCGCUGAGUUCUUCACAUCAAACGGCUACCCUUGCCCACCAAUGAGAAAUCCUUCAGAUCAUUUCUUGAGGACAAUCAACAGAGACUUUGAAUUGGAAAGUGAAGAAACAAGAACAGUAUACAAGCCAUCUGCAGCAGAUGAAGCAAUAGAAACUUUGGUAAAUGCCUACAAAUCCUCCAAUACUUCAGAAAAUGCCAAAAAGGAAAUGCAUGACAUAAAUGAAAUGGGCGGAGUGAUGCUCAGAAGAAACCAAGCCACUUUCCUUACCAAGGUGCUUGUACUCACUAGAAGAUCGUUUGUGAACAUGUACCGGGACGUUGGAUAUUACUGGUUGCGACUUGGCAUCUAUAUUUCCAUAAGUUUAUGCCUUGGUACCAUAUUUUACAAUUUUGGCUAUGGAUACGAUUCUAUUCGUUCUAGAUCAUCAAUGCUAAUGUUCACCGGUGGCCUUCUGACCUUGAUGGCAAUUGGAGGAUUCCCUUCAUUUGUGGAGGAAAUGAAGGUAGUAGUAUCACAGUUUAUUUUUGACUAUUUUUUAGAUGAUUGUUCUAAUUUUAAGAAAGAAGACAACAGGGAAAUAAUUAUGAGAUUAAGUUCAGUUACGCGAAAACAUCAAAGGCUGAUGCAGCAAAUACAAACUUAUUAACUCAGCUUGAUCAGAUAUAUAUGAUAUUUAAAAUUAGAUUGAAAUGCAUGGCUGGUCCUUCAAUUUAGCUCUUAGUGUCAUCUAGAUCGCUAAACUUCAAAAAUGCACAUUCAGAUCAAUAAAAUUACUAAUUAUUUAUGCUGAUGUAGAACUUACAUGUGGGCCCAAUUUUUUUAAAUUUUUGUGCUCAACUCUUAUAGUUUCAAAAAAAUUUCCAAAAUUUGUUGCAAAAUUUUAUGUCCAAAUAAUUUUUCAAAUAUUUUCUCCAAAAUUUAAUCUUUUUUAUUUUCUAAGUUUCGUUACAAAUUUUGUCAUAUGACUUUUAUUUUCUUGCAAAAAUUUUAUACAGAUCUUUUUUAUUUCAACAUUUUGUACAUGUAAAUUUUGUUAUAAUUUUUUGCAUGUAUAUAAUUUUAUAUUUAAACAAAUUAUAUAACUUUCAAUUUAGCUUAAGUAAAUGUGAUUUGGGCCUCACGUGAUACUAUUAGGAAGUUUAAGUAUUUAAAAUUUGUACUUCAAAAGUUUGGAGACAUGGAUGACACCCCAAAACAAGUUUAAGGUCAGAUGGUGUACUUUACUUAAAAUUAAGUCAACUAUGGUGAGCCAAUGGAGUGAUAUGUAGAAUUAAUAAAAGUUCUCAGACUUCAGAUACUUAUCGGCAUGCUCAUGACUAUGAAGUUAUUGAAUGACGAUUACUUGCAUCAAAAAAGUAGAUUUAUCACUUUUUUGCCACCUAUCUACCUUUAGUUUUUUAUUAAUGCUCAUAACCUUUGCCAAUGUAGUUUUCAAUGAAUUUAACUGCCUCAAAGUAUAUAUAUACAUGAAACACUUAUAUAAAAAAAUAAGCAUAGUUGAAAUUAUUGCUCAUUUGCCUGCAGAACAAAGUAUAUGUUCACAACAGUUAUCUUUACGGGGUGGAAAAGACUAAACAUAGUUUCCCAAAACCAACAAAGAAAUUACUCAUUUUUUCUUUACGGGGUGGAAAAGACUAUAUAUU
This is a messenger RNA of Panicum virgatum (switchgrass), 2872 nucleotides long. RefSeq names its product ABC transporter G family member 1-like. The transcript has 8 exons. Bases 208 to 1875 code for a protein of 555 amino acids. Gene Ontology annotation, cellular component: membrane. Lineage: Eukaryota; Viridiplantae; Streptophyta; Magnoliopsida; Poales; Poaceae. The record is from RefSeq and is a predicted model, not a curated record. Gene Ontology annotation, molecular function: ABC-type transporter activity; ATP binding; ATP hydrolysis activity.